UCUUCUCCUCCUCCUCCCACACUACUCUGAUACCCAAAUUAUCCGGGAAAAAUGGCUCACGAAUUUCGCCGCUUGUCUAUAAAUAUCACCCUACACUGGAAGCUUCUUUUUCUAUCUCAAUUUAGAGUCUUCCGAUUUUCUCCUCAGCUUUCUCUUUCCGUCUCAAAAUUUACCUGAAAUUCUUCUCUCCGGCUCAAGUUUUUCCGCGCAUCAUCAGCCGAUUGACCAAAGUUUUAGUAUAUAAGAAAAUCGAACGUGACGGCAUGGCAACUAACAAAGAAGUUUAUGAUGGGCUCUUCUUGAGCAAAAGACAGAUUGAUCAUCAGUGUGCUCAUGACUCCAAAGGUGGAGCCAAGCCUGAGCUUAUUGAAGAGAUCAGUACCUUGCUAGAAAAUCUUGCUGCUGCUGGGACGAGAUUUGAAAUCAACGUGGAGGUCCCUCAGUCAUAUGCAACCCUAGUUAAGAAGCUUGGUAAGGACGUUUAUAAGCCAACCUAUGCUUGCCCUGCUGUACUGUUGAAGCUUUUGAAUAAGGUAUUUGUUGCUUACACAAAUGCAUUGAAGGCUGGAAUCUGAGUUUCUUCCAGCUUUAGUAUUAGUCAAAGAGAUGUGACAAUCUUGCUAACAGUCUCAUAUGUGUUUCCAGUUGUUCUGUCAGGUUGUUUAACACUAUUAUUAGGCUCUACUAUAUCCAAAUCUGGAAUGUAUUAACUUUUACAAAUCAACAUCUAGCCUGUGUUUGAAUCUGACGGAGGAUUAUUACUU
This is a messenger RNA of Papaver somniferum (opium poppy), 764 nucleotides long. RefSeq lists its product as uncharacterized. Lineage: Eukaryota; Viridiplantae; Streptophyta; Magnoliopsida; Ranunculales; Papaveraceae. The transcript is spliced from 3 exons. The record is from RefSeq and is a predicted model, not a curated record. The coding region runs from base 264 to 575 and encodes 103 amino acids.